UUCGUUCGAAGAAGUAAUAUCAAUGCGCUGUUCCAUUAUAUUCAUAUUAUUGGAUAUAACCUUUGGGAGAUCCCUGUCUAAAACAUCACAGAAUGAGGUGGAAUACCAAGAUGAGCAAUCUCAGUGCGGUGGACCUAGAUCUAGAGAAUAUCUAUCAGAUUGCCAAAACUGGAUCUCAUUUGGACUGAGUAUCGGGUAUAAAUGUACAAAGAGCCGAGCCUCUAACUGCGACACACAACUUUCCUGCUGUUUUUAUAUUGAGUUGAGGUCCAUUUUGUUAUAUUUUUUGUGUAGCCUUUGGGAGAUCUCUGUCCCUUCUUUGAUGUGAUUUUUAGUAGCCAACUUAAUACUCACUUAUUUCCAUUUCAUCAUCGCUGAAUUGUUCAUCGUAGAGAAUAUAAAUUAGCUGCAUUUUAGAUUGCGUUGAGAGAAGUACUAGUAAUGCGGUGUUCCAUUGUUUUCAUAUUAUUUGCGAUACCCUUUGGGGGUUCCGUGUCACAGCAUUGUGAGGUGAGUGAAUCUCAACACGAGUGCGGAGGAUACUGUUACGGAGCUGUGAAACCGGUCCUGGAGUACCUAGCCAUCUUGCAAAAGCGAGUGGAGAACUGCGAGGCCAAACAACCCGCAGAUACUCUAUCGAAAAUCGGGCGAAUUGAUGAAAAGCUAGAGGCAGAUGGCGAUCCAGCAGGAGUUGGAUUAAAGCUCUCAGUCCAAAGUUCACAAAUUGGAGCAACAGCUGGAUUCCGUUCGGAAAGAAAUAGAAAAAACAAAACCCAAAAAUAAAUCAUAUUUACAUCUUUUCAAAAAAAUUGGUUCCAAAUACUAUUACAUAGAAAAUGAAAUUAAAACGAACUGGAUCGAUGCAUUGCUUAAAUGCUGUAAGAUGGGAGCUCAUUUGGCGAGUCUACAA
This is a messenger RNA of Drosophila miranda, 910 nucleotides long. RefSeq lists its product as uncharacterized. NCBI's taxonomy places the organism in Eukaryota, Metazoa, Arthropoda, Insecta, Diptera, Drosophilidae. The transcript has 2 exons. The record is from RefSeq and is a predicted model, not a curated record. Bases 442 to 783 code for a protein of 113 amino acids.